Molecule: messenger RNA, 1478 nt
Organism: Phlebotomus argentipes
Lineage: Eukaryota; Metazoa; Arthropoda; Insecta; Diptera; Psychodidae
Product: waprin-like protein
Exons: 3
Coding region: 275-622 (115 amino acids)
Cellular component (GO): extracellular region
Molecular function (GO): peptidase inhibitor activity
Source: RefSeq, a predicted model, not a curated record
CAGUUCAGGUGGAGAUCUCAGUACAUGAGGAAGAUAAUUCUGCUGAGAACCGAGCAUUGCCUGGCACAAUAAUUGCCGCAUAGAGGAAGCAUUUCGGGAAAGUUAACUCGUGUGCCAUUUCCCGCCCCAGAGGCGCAGCCAAACCACCCACAAGCCAGUCGACAAGGAGGAGUUGAUUACAGCAGUAAGAGUUGAAAUUUCGGCUCCGGGAGAUUCCAGCCCAGUGCAGCGUGGAGUCCAAGUUUAUUUAUGAAGAUUAUUUAUCGCAGCAUAAAUGGAAAUUAAAAUAAUUUGCCUGUGUCUGGUGCUCGUGAUGCUGGCGACCGGCUGCUCUGCAGGCGUGAGCGGCGACUGCCCACUCUCGUCGCAAAUGUCCGCGUGCAGCCCCAAGUGCAAGGACGACACCGAGUGCUCCACGCUCGGCGGCAAGUGUUGCCCCAACCUCUGCAACACAAAGUCUUGCGUCCUGCCCGGAGCGGCGCACCGCGGCUCCUCGGCCGGCGGCUACAAGGGUUCGAGCAGCGGCGGCACCGGAACCUACUGUGGCAAUGUCAAGUGCAAUUCUGGCGAAAAGUGUGACUUCGACAAGUCCAGCAAGCGCAUGAAAUGCGUUCGCGGUUAGAAACGCAAGAGCUGAAUAAUUCUCAAAUGAUAGCGUGACUAGCGGAUUUUUUUAUACGUACACCUCAUGAGAUGUUAACAAUAAAAUGCACUUUUAAAUUAGUCCUCGAUGGUCUAUAAUUCAAGACCUUGUUCAAGACCAAACACCACAUUGAAGAGAAGGACAAGGACUUGUGGUUGUUGAUCAAAAGCGAUAGUCAAAGGCACUAAUUUACUUCUUUUGCACCUUUCACAAGUGUAUCAAGAUUGCGUCAAUAAAACUCGAUGCUGAGCUCAUGACAGCUCUGCUGCAGAGAGUUUAACUGCUACGGAACAAUGCCGUCUUUAACGAACCUAAUAAAAUAACCAAUACCAGCCAAAAGGCGUCGUUUUGAAUAUGUUUUCGCACCAGCAAUCACCCACUUUAUCUGUGAAGUUAAACUUCUGCAAAAUUCAUAUUUUAAAAACUUCCUCAUUCAAUAAAUUCUUAUCAAGAUUCUUAAAAUGUAAUACAGAAAUUCUUUUGCAAAAAAUGCAAAUUAGAACGAAUUGUUCUGAGAACCUGUUUAAAAGAUUAAGUGAUUUUUAAGAUCGCAGGAGGGUUAACGAACAAUUUAAAUGCGCUCGACGUAAACAACUCUAGAAAUCCAUAAAGAAAUUGCUUUUUGAAGGUGAUUUUCUACGGUCACUUGUUCACUCUUUUGCCUUGUUCUUGCGAAAAAUCCCCCAACAUGACUAAUCAAUCUCACAUACGAUGACACUUUUUGUUCAAAUAUGAUUCACACAAUAAAGGUGAAAAAAUGCAAAUGCUGCUAUCACUCACCGGAUAAUUCUCUUGGAUUGUUUGCGCUUCGAGUGGGCUGAGAAGAUGGAUCGUG